This is a messenger RNA of Macrosiphum euphorbiae (potato aphid), 309 nucleotides long. NCBI's taxonomy places the organism in Eukaryota, Metazoa, Arthropoda, Insecta, Hemiptera, Aphididae. The record is from the annotation of a GenBank genome assembly.
AUGUUUGAUACUUUGAUCUGCGUUCAAAAACUACUCUACUCGUUAAAUAUGCAUUCUACUGCUUACACAAUUUUAUAUGCUGCAUAUGAAUUUGUUUUAAGUUUAUCAGUGAGUCAAUUUAACUGUGAACGUGCAUUUAGCAGUCUUAAAAUUAUAAAAAAUCGGUUACGUUCCUCAUUGAACCAAGAACGAUUAAAGGCCUUUAUGAUGAUGUCGGCAGAAAAACAAGUUUUGGAAGAGGUUGAUUUCCAAGAUGUGUUGGAAAUCAUAAAAAAUUCUUCAUCGCUUUUAUUAAAACUUUUAUCUUGA